UGUCUCGACCAACUUGAUUCACCCAAUCUAUGUCCUUCUCCUUGCCACCCUUCCCCCACCUUCUUUAUAGGGCCUCUGCCCCUUCCCUCUUCAGUCCUGACGAAGGGUUCCGGCCCGAAAAGUUGACUGAUCAUUUCCACGGAUGCUGCCCGACCUCUGAGUUCCUCCAGUGUGUUUACUGGAUUAAUGAAUACACCUCAUCGUUGGGAAUUGGGGUCUUCCACUCAGGCAUUGAAAUUUAUGGCAGAGAGUUUGCAUAUGGAGGCCAUCCCUAUCCAUUUUCAGGAAUAUUUGAAAUCACUCCAGGAGAUUCAACUGAACUUGGUGAAACAUUUAAAUUUAAACAAGCCAUUGUAAUGGGCAGCACUGACUUCACAGAAGAUGAUGUAGAACGCAUUGUUGAAGAGCUUGGAAAAGAAUACAAGGGAAAUGCUUAUCAUCUAAUGCACAAAAAUUGUAACCAUUUUUCAUCAGCUAUAUCAGAGAUCCUGUGCGGGAAAGAGAUCCCUCGGUGGGUCAAUCGGUUGGCUCACUUCAGUUCGUGCAUUCCAUUCCUGCAGAGCUGCUUGCCGAAAGAAUGGCUGACACCAGCUGCCCUCCAGACCAGCGUGAGCCACGAGCUGCAGGAGGAGCUCGAGGAGGCAGAAGAGGCAGUGGCUUCAACGGCUUCAGGAUCUACAUCUAAGUCAACGUUAGUGAGGCCAGGACACCAUACCAAACUGUGAUCCUGCACAGUGACUCAAGAACUGACUUCUUGUAGACUUGCAACUGACCUUUUAUUUUUAAGAAAAGAAACUAUUUGCAAUUGUUAGGAACUGUGCUGCAGGUUGCUGAAUGUUCUGGGGUUUUGUUUUACAUUUUCUCAAGUGUUUUACCUAGAAUCAACUGUUUUUGUUUUUGUAGCUUUUGUUCUGUGUGUGUGUGUGUGUGUGUGAGAGAGAGAGAGAACGCGCGUGCAAAGGACACACACCACUUUCUGAGGCUUGAAGAGGGGUCACUGCAAAGAACUUACAUUGUAAGGUUCAUAUGACAGUAUUUUGGAUAAUUGUUUACAAUGUCCCAUGUUGCUAAAACUGGGAUCAACACUAAUGCCCAGUAGUAGUGAUUUUAUCUUUUUAAGCAAUCUUUGAAGUGGACUGGUACAGUAAUGAAACUGUUCAUUUGCUGGGGUAUAUUCAAUGGCUUUUUUUGCAUAAUUUUCAAUCCCACACACUCCAUGAUUAAAAUAGAAAACAGUUGCUAGACUUUCCAAGUGUUCUUUAUUUUAAAAAUACUUCUAUUUAUAAAACAAAAAUCUUUUUAAAAGCUUCCAAAACUGUACCAGUCUACAAAAUGCAAAGUUAAAAUGUUGCUGGACACAAUCUAAAACAUAGUGAGCAAUAAGCUUUUCACCAGCAUUUUCUGAACAAGGAACUUGUUUUUUUUCUUAAAAUGAAAUAAUUAGUGUUCUUGGGGCAAAGAAUACAAGACCUCUUCAACUGCAUUGGACAGUAAGUCGAACUAACCAAAACUACCUGGCAUACCAUGAGGAUGCCCCAUUCAAGUGGUAUUGUACAUUGUCUUUUUAAACUUUAACAUUAGCAGUUGCAUCUGAAGAAUUUUUUAAAAUCUUGAAACUCUAUAGUUAAUUACAUUCUAGGAGAAAUUAGCACUUUAAGAUGUAUACUUAGACUAUUGUGAAUCAUGCAAUUUGAAACAAUUUUUUUUAAAGAAUGGAAUCAUUUUGACUCUUGGGAUUUUGUGAUGUAAGUUUUCCCUCCAGAAGUGAUUUACUGUAUUCUUAGGUGGUGUUUUGGUCUGUUCCAGCCAGCUCAGCAUAAAUAAUGUAACCAUCUCAAACUGGUCCAAACCCUUAUUCCUUUAUUUUAGUUUUGUCUCAGCAACCCUUAACAAGUUGUCCUUGCAGUUGAUACUUUACACUGUUGUGUGCCUUAGAAAUUUUCUACAGACUAUCUUAAACUUGUACAAGGUUACUUAAAGAGGCAUUGUGAUCUGUGCUUGUACAUAAAUCCUCCUUGGGUACCAUGCUAAUCAGAACUUGUUAGUCAGCCCACAGAUAAGUAACGAAAGCAUAAUAAGCUGGUUUUUAUUCAAAUACAUUUGAUAUUAUACAUAAACAGUAAUAUUACCAAGUCUUUUACAUCUUUUACUGUUAACAUUGUGACACUAGUUGGAGCUGAUAUAAUUUUGAUUGAAGUUGAUUCCUAAAUCUAAUUGUGCUUCAAAUAGGAGCUCUUGACACCCUGCCAAGGAUUAUGUUGCUGUUUUAGUAGUAUUCCUAACACUGCCUGACUCUUGCUGGCAACACAACUGCUGUCAGGAUCAUUUGCCAUUGUUGUUUAUGUAAGCAUAAAGUUAAUUCCAGUCCAGUGUUUGUUCUCCCUUUCUCUUGUUGCUUCUGUCUGAGAGGUGGCUCAAGGACAGAUGAAUUCAAAUCUGCCCACCCUUCUGAGUUUUGUUGCUUGAAGUCGUAAGAAAUAAUUUGGCAGCAUGCAUUACUGAAGAAUAAUAAGCAUUAUGAGGCUGCUACUUGGUUCAUUUCUGUAAGCAGAUUUGUGGUUGCCCUAUUCUCUGAAAUUGUUCUCAAAAACUUGUACAAUCCCACUGACUCUAAGGUGGAGCACUUCCUUACUGAGCAAGAGUUGUGGGUAUUAAUAGCAGUCAUUAUUCAUUGUGUAAAGGUUGUGCAAGCCUGCACAGCAUCAUCUCUUAGUCAAUCCAGAGCAUACGCACUCAAUUGCCAGGGUACAUCUGUGAGGUGCCUUUUAAUUAUGAUAUAGGGUACUAUUGAUAAUCCAGGUCAAUUCAUCCAAAAUACCUCAUCCAAAAUGUGUUUUCCACUCCAGUAGCUGUAAGGUUUGAUCCAGUUAAAUAUUCCAUUAAAAUAUGUAGGUAGUAAGCCCUUUACUAUUCCAAACCUUGCAUACUUUAAAAGUAAUUCUUGUACUUUAUUUUUUGAAUAAAUGAUGUGAUGGCAACAUUAAAGAAUUGUUUAUUGUAAAACUUGGUUGUUUUUUAAGUGUGUUUUAGUUUUAGGAAUUCAGUUUCUCACACCCAUAAUCUACAUCUAGUUAUUUGUUCCAUCACUUCUACUUUCAUUAAGCAAUAUUAAUACAAGCCAUCUUCCAAUCCUGUGGCAUUACAUUUAUAAGCAAAAUGGAUUAGAGAUAAUAGAGUCUAU
Molecule: messenger RNA, 3181 nt
Organism: Mobula hypostoma (lesser devil ray)
Lineage: Eukaryota; Metazoa; Chordata; Chondrichthyes; Myliobatiformes; Myliobatidae
Product: deubiquitinase DESI2
Exons: 6
Coding region: 30-725 (231 amino acids)
Biological process (GO): protein deubiquitination
Molecular function (GO): deubiquitinase activity
Source: RefSeq, a predicted model, not a curated record